Molecule: messenger RNA, 2788 nt
Organism: Nematolebias whitei (Rio pearlfish)
Lineage: Eukaryota; Metazoa; Chordata; Actinopteri; Cyprinodontiformes; Rivulidae
Gene: acsbg2
Product: acyl-CoA synthetase bubblegum family member 2
Exons: 15
Coding region: 155-2446 (763 amino acids)
Cellular component (GO): endoplasmic reticulum; membrane
Molecular function (GO): long-chain fatty acid-CoA ligase activity
Source: RefSeq, a predicted model, not a curated record
GGUACUAGUGAGGUUUGAAAAUGAAUGAUCUGAUGCUCAUGUAGACACAGUUGGAGUAUCUCUGAAGCCAAAACAGUUUUUUAGGAAAGGAGUAAAACCAAAAGGGGAUUAUUUCUGUCAAAAUCAGCUUGAGAAACUAAUAAUUUUUCCAACAAUGCAAUUGACCGCCUGCGAGCCCGCUGCCAUCUCUGAAGCUGUGGUGAUGGAGCCUCCUCAGGCAGGGGGCUUCCAGGAGCCCUGUGGCGCCGGAGACAGAGCCGCUUCUCUCGAUGACGUCAUUGUGGACACAGCGAACGAGUCUUCAGAGGAAGAGUCCACCGGAGAGAAAGAGGAAGAGACCUCUGCCUGUGAUACCGUCCCCAGCAGCUCUGAGACUCCAGCAGCUGCAGCUGAGCAGAGGCAGCAGGUGAAUAUUAAGCGCCCAGACUCGCUGUCGGUGCCGUCGGCAGCAGAGCUACGCCUGUGGACGACACAGUGCGACUCAGAGGUGAAGCUCAGAAUCGGGGACUCUGGUGUGGCAGCUGAGACCCCUAUGACUGUUGACCAGGCAUUCACGUUAGCCGUUAAACGUUUUGGUGACUACACAGCUUUGGGUUGGAAAGAGGGCGAGCAGCAAAAAACUCUCAGCUACAAAGAAUACUACCAGGCCUGCCGCACUGCUGCCAAGAGCUUCGUAAAGCUUGGUUUGCAGAGAAAUCAUGGGGUUGGGAUCCUCGGCUUCAACUCUGCUGAGUGGUUCAUUGCUGACAUCGGAGCCAUUUUGGCAGGGGGGUUAGCUGUGGGCAUCUACACUACCAACUCUCCCGAGGCGUGCCAGUAUGUAGCAGAAAACUGCAGAGCCAACGUCAUUGUGGUGGAAAAUCACAAACAGCUGCAGAAAAUUCUUCAGAUUGAAGACAAGCUGCCUCACUUGAAAGCCAUUGUCCAGUAUAAAGAUGCACUGAAAGACAAAAGACCAAAUCUGUAUUCGUGGGAAGAGUUCAUGGCACUUGGACGGGACGAGCCUGACGCACCUCUCGAUGAAGUCAUCUCCAGCCAGAAGCCCAAUCAAUGCUGCACGCUCAUCUACACCUCAGGAACCACAGGCCAGCCCAAGGGAGUUAUGUUGAGCCACGACAAUAUAACUUGGACGGCACUUUCCACCUGCAAACAUGUGGAGCUCAACGAUGCCACUGACUCUCAGGAGGUGGUGGUCAGCUACCUGCCGCUGAGCCACAUCGCAGCGCAGAUGGUCGACAUAUGGGUCACCAUGAGGGUCGGAGGGGCGACAUUCUUCGCCCAGCCAGAUGCUCUGAAAGGUUCGCUGGUGAACACCUUGAAAGAAGUGCGUCCCACGGCCUUUAUGGGCGUCCCACGUGUCUGGGAAAAAAUGCAGGAGAAGAUGAAAUCUGUCGGAGCUAAGUCUUCGACUGUGCGCAGGAAAGUGGCUGCUUGGGCAAAAGACGUGGGUCUGCAGACCAACCUGACUAAGAUGAACCAAAAUACAGCAGAUGGCCCUGCUACAUUCAGCUACCACAUCGCCAAAAAGCUUGUGUUCAAAAAAGUGCGCAAGGCUCUGGGCCUGGACCGCUGCAAAAAGUGCUACACGGGCGCCGCUCCCAUCACCAAAGACACUCUGGAGUUCUUCCUCAGCCUUGACAUUCCUCUGUACGAACUGUACGGCAUGAGCGAGAGCUCCGGACCGCACACCAUCUCCCAACCUGAGGCCUUCAAACUCACCAGUUGUGGAAAGGAGAUCCCAGGGUGCAAAACAAAGCUGCACAACCCCGAUGAGGAAGGAAACGGUGAAAUCUGCUUUUGGGGUCGCCACGUAUUCAUGGGUUACCUUAAUAUGUCCGACAAGACGGAGGAGGCUUUGGAUGAAGAGGGCUGGCUGCACUCGGGUGACCUGGGCAAACAUGAUGAGAAGGGCUUCCUCUUCAUCACUGGGCGAAUCAAAGAGCUGAUCAUCACUGCAGGAGGUGAGAACAUCCCUCCUGUCCCCACUGAGGACGCAGUGAAGGAGGCUGUGCCGCUCAUUAGCAACGCCAUGCUAAUCGGAGACAAGAGGAAAUUUCUGUCCAUGCUGCUAACCAUAAAGUGCCAAGUGAACGCAGAGACAGGAACUCCUGAGGACGAGCUGACACCAGAAGCCGUGGAGAUCUGCAGCAGGCUGGGCAGCAACGCCACACGAGUCUCUGAGAUUGCAGGUGGCAAAGACCGUGCAGUCCACGCCGCCAUCCAGGAGGGAAUAAACCGAGUCAACGAGAAGGCAACUUCUAACGCCCAGCGCAUUCAGAAGUGGCUCGUUCUGGAUCGGGACUUCUCAAUCGGCGAAGGAGAGCUGGGUCCAACCAUGAAACUGAAGCGGCCCGUGGUGCUGAAGAUGUACAAAGAACAGAUUGACAACUUUUACAAAGAGCUGCCGACUCCGACGUCCCCCGAAGCCCCGCUGCCUCCUAAAUAAACGCUGUUGCACCUGCAGUGACCUUCAGUGACCUUCAGACCAGUCUGUGUUGCACUCGCAGACACGCUCUGCCUCAUCAGUCCGUCUCCUUCUGUCAUCGUGCUUCUGUGUAAUUGUUUUGCCUUAAAUCAGGGUUCAGAUUUGUGAUUGUUGUACGGACGACAGGAGUGGGGAGGCCACUGUCAACCAGCUUUAUGAUUUUGAAUUUAAGUCAAAUUCAAUUAUUUAUUUGUGUCUUUGGGAGAAACUGUAAGAUGAAGGAACAGAAGCAAGCUUAAUGUAAAAAUGUUCUGUAAUACUUGAGCUACCCAUACAGAAUACAAAAUACCCAACUGCAUGUUA